Molecule: messenger RNA, 1221 nt
Organism: Triticum aestivum (bread wheat)
Lineage: Eukaryota; Viridiplantae; Streptophyta; Magnoliopsida; Poales; Poaceae
Product: prohibitin-1, mitochondrial
Exons: 5
Coding region: 106-912 (268 amino acids)
Biological process (GO): mitochondrion organization
Cellular component (GO): membrane; mitochondrion
Source: RefSeq, a predicted model, not a curated record
UAUUCCCCACCCUCCGCCCGCCCCCUCCUCCUCCGCAUCCCAUUCGCCCCCAAAUCGGCCGAGUAAACCCUAGCUAAACCCCGACCUCCGCCGCCGGCGAGCGAGAUGAACUUCAAGGGCGCCAGGAUGCCGAGCGCGCCGGCGGGCGCGGGCGCGCUGGUCAAGCUCGGGCUGCUGGGCGGCGCCGCGCUCUACUCGGCAACAAGACCCUCUACAACGUCGAGGGAGGCCACCGGGCCAUCGUCUUCAACCGCCUCGAGGGGAUCAAGGACAAGGUCUACCCCGAGGGGACUCACAUCGUCAUCCCGUGGUUCGAGAGGCCCAUCAUCUACGACGUCCGUGCGCGACCCAACCUCGUCGAGAGCACCUCCGGGAGCCGGGAUCUCCAGAUGGACCCUGGGGGAGAACUAUAACGAGAGAGUGCUGCCUUCAAUCAUUCAUGAAACACUCAAAGCUGUGGUUGCCCAAUACAAUGCCAGUCAGCUAAUCACACAGAGAGAGGCUGUGAGCAGGGAGAUCAGGAAGAUUCUGACAGAGAGGGCGAAGAACUUCAACAUCGCUCUGGAUGAUGUGUCCAUUACCAGUCUCAGCUUUGGUAAGGAGUUCACUCAUGCCAUUGAAGCCAAACAGGUUGCUGCUCAGGAAGCUGAGCGUGCCAAGUUCAUUGUUGAGAAGGCUGAGCAAGACAAGAAAAGUGCAAUUAUCAGGGCACAGGGAGAAGCAAAGAGUGCAGAGCUGAUUGGUAAUGCCAUUGCCAACAACCCUGCUUUUGUGGCGCUCAGGCAGAUUGAAGCCGCCAGGGAGAUCGCCCACACCAUCGCAGCCUCCAACAACAAGGUGUUCCUCGACUCGGGCGACCUGCUGCUUGGGCUCCAGUCGCUCAAGAUGUUGAACAACAACAACAAGAAAUGAGACCGUCUCCUGUCACGCAUGUUGAGUACUUUUGAGAGGAACGAACUCGCUUAGUUUCUAGCAUUCCCGACCUGAAAACAAGAAAUACGCCCUUGCUACUGUGAAUUAUUUGUGCACUUUUCAAGUGAACCUGUCAGCUAUUAUUGUUGUGCGUAGAUUAUAACGUCUGGGCGGUUAUGUGGUGAUUGUUAUGCUGGCUGUUUCUUCUUUAUGCCCAUCAAAGAACUUUGAGAUGCUAAUCCACGAAAAAUGAGUUGGAUAGGAGAGAAUUUGAAUAAAGUAGCUCUCGGAAGAUAUUGGCUUGGUUCA